Molecule: messenger RNA, 831 nt
Organism: Diaporthe citri
Lineage: Eukaryota; Fungi; Ascomycota; Sordariomycetes; Diaporthales; Diaporthaceae
Exons: 3
Coding region: 1-831 (276 amino acids)
Cellular component (GO): intracellular anatomical structure
Molecular function (GO): oxidoreductase activity, acting on NAD(P)H, oxygen as acceptor
Source: RefSeq, a predicted model, not a curated record
AUGGCUUCAAACGGCACAAAUGGGAGGACCUCGAUCAGGGCCCCGAACCCACCCGUCCAAGACAGUGUGUUCAAGCAAUUUCGACCGGAUAGGCGUACCGUAAUUAUCACUGGUGGCGCAGGCGGCACUGGGUAUGAAGUAGCACGAGGCCUUGCGGAAGCAGGUGCCAAUCUUGCUCUCUGGUACGACUCGUCCUCCAAGGCAGAUAAGUUGGCUGCUUCCAUUGCCCACGACUUCGGCGUCAAGGUCCAGGCAUACAAGGUCGACGUGCGCCAGUAUGAAGCUGCCGAGAAGGCGGUGGACCAGGUCGUCCAGGACUUUGGCCGCCUUGAAGUUAUGAUGGCGAACGCCGGGGUCCCAUCCAAGGCUGGCGGGCUGGAUGACAAAGUAGAAGACUGGGACCACGUCCGGGCUGUCGACUUUGAUGGCGCUUAUUACUGCUUCCGUGCCGCGGGCCUGGUCUUCCGCAAGCAGGGCCACGGUGUCGGCAUUGCUACGGCGUCCAUGAGCGGCCAUGCUGCCAAUGUGCCUCAGGAGCAGAGUUGUUAUAAUGCUUGCAAAGGCGGUGUGAUCCACUUGUGCAAGACUUUGUCCGUGGAAUUGGCCAAAUGGGGAGGUCGCAUCAACUCCAUGUCGCCGGGCUACAUUGACACAGAAAUCUCGGGAGACUGCCAUUUUGAUGUGAAGGAAGAGUGGUUUAGUUUGACCCCCAUGAGGAGAGAUGCGGAUCCUCGGGAACUGAAGGGCGUUUAUUUAUAUCUUGCGAGUGAUGCGAGCUCGUACACGACUGGUGCGGACUUUGUGGUCCAUGGAAGUUACACCGCUCGUUAG